This is a messenger RNA of Heterostelium album PN500, 1155 nucleotides long. RefSeq names its product golvesin (gene gol). The transcript has 2 exons. The coding region runs from base 1 to 1155 and encodes 384 amino acids. Lineage: Eukaryota; Evosea; Eumycetozoa; Acytosteliales; Acytosteliaceae. The record is from RefSeq and is a predicted model, not a curated record.
AUGCAUACUACUAGUUGGUGUUUAGGACAAAAUCAAGAUCCACAUUGUAUGCAAGUGGCAACCCAACCAAUGAUGACCGAUUACAGUUCAAUACAUGCAGGAAUAGUAGUCGAUACUGUUUCACAUGCACCAAAUGCACUCUUUAAAUUUGCAAAUGACACUGGAUUUGCCGAGUGGCUAGAAAACAGAAAGUAUGUAGAGAAGUUUCUUGAUUCCUAUGGAUUAUUAGGUAACCAAACUAUUAUGAAUAAGAUUUAUCCAUCAAAUUCCGGUCCAACUGCUUCUUAUGGUGAAUUAAUAGCAGAGAAUAUAAUGGGACCAAAUUUAAUGGAUCCACUUCACUCUGCAUUGUUGAUGCUCUAUGUGGUGUUUGGUGGUGUUGUACCAGAGGGUGAUGCCUAUAUGACAGAUUUGUUGACUGAACAAACAUUUUCAGAUGCCACCUCUUUUGGAUUUGGAUUGCCACCAGGAUCUGUACUUCACUCGGUUCUCGGUACAAGUUCAACCGAUGUCAAUGAGAUUGCACAUGUCAUUCUACCCAAUGGAAGAGAAUUGAUUAUGUCAGCGUUCACCGAUGGCUAUCAAAAUUUCGGAAAUCCACCAUACCAAUCUUCGAUUCUAGGUAUUUUCGCAGAGAAUCUUAUUCUCGGUCUGAAUUUAACCACUGGUAAUCCGACACGUAUCAUCAUGGACACUGCUCAAGCAACGGUAUCACCAACCGGUGGUUGGAAAACAGGCCAAUCGAUACAGGCAUACAAUAACACCUAUCUUUAUAUGGCCGGUGGAAACAUUACACCGUACAGUGUUGUCUGGACGAUUCCUAUCAACACCACCGGUCUCUAUGAGGUGUGUGUAUGGUUCCCAGCCGCUCUAAAUCAAACCAACGUCGCAAUCUACACAGUGGCAACACAAUCCAAUGACAAUAGACAAUAUGUAAUUAAUCAACAACACUAUGGAGCACGUUGGAUUCUCUUGGAUUCAUUCUAUUUCGUCAAGGGUAGUAAUCCAAUGGUACACAUCUCCAAUACCAACAUUCCUGCCGGUCAAAUUGUUGUAGCCGACACCAUUAAAGUCACAAUGUGGCCAACCACCGAUAACAUUCCAGGAUUGGCACCAAGCUAUGUAAAUGAAAACUAUAACUAUGCAUACAAUUAA